Styela clava is the source of this 3571-nucleotide messenger RNA. Its product is annotated as cartilage intermediate layer protein 1-like. The record is from RefSeq and is a predicted model, not a curated record. NCBI's taxonomy places the organism in Eukaryota, Metazoa, Chordata, Ascidiacea, Stolidobranchia, Styelidae. Gene Ontology annotation, molecular function: serine-type endopeptidase activity.
GCAAUGCUUUCGAAAAUAACGUGCCUGCGGCUCAGUUGUGUCGACUGGAAGGCAGGAGUUCAGACAUGUUUUCUUAUAGUUUAAAGUUUAUGGUGUUUGAUAGACCUGAUUGAUUUAAUGUAGAAUAUAAUGCGUGUUAUACUUCUGUUCGCACUGCUGGCUAUACUUGUUGAUUCUUCUUAUUCGCGUUCUCAAGAGAUAAUCGCUUGCCAAGGUGACGAACUGGAAAUUGCAUGUGAAAACAACAACACAGUAAUUUAUAUUGAAGACGCAUUUUAUGGAAGAAAGAAUAUGAGCGUAUGUGCAGAUCCAAAUAGUGAAUUGAAUCAAGUACAUUGCAUUGCAUCGAAAUCGUUGCCUCGGGUGUUUUCAAAAUGCCAUAUGAAAAAAUCUUGCACCAUCGAAGCAACGAAUGAAAUGUUCGAAGUUGAUCCGUGUCCUAGACUUCGAAAUUAUCUACAAAUUCAGUAUCGAUGUGCCGAAAGAGGCACAGAUAUAUUAGGAGAAUGUCCUUUCGAGUUUUGGUACAGAUGGAUGAAUGGUGAUUCGCCAUCAGGAACAGGAGACUACGAAACGUUUUAUCGCCACAAACAUGAGCUUCCGAAAUGGUGCGAAAGUCCAGAUGCUGUACAAAUCCAGCUAGCUGACGGAAGUCCGAUUCAUACUCGCAAUGAUGUUAUAAAGACUGGUGCCCAAUAUGGUAUAUCAUGCUCUAAUGUGCACCAGGAUGGAUCAACAUGUGGGGAUUACAAAGCACGAUUCUGUUGUUCUUCCGAUUGUGCGAUAGAGAUUGCUGAAGGUAAUGAAGGAACAAUUUCAUCACCGAAUUAUCCCGAUAAAUAUGAGCCAAAUACCGAUUGCUCUUGGAUGUUCAAAACUUCAUAUGAUCGUUAUUUCUUAUUUACAAUCACAAAUCUCCAACUUGAAUACAGGAAUAAAUGUGUGUUCGACCACUUAAGUAUCACAGACCUACUUACGAGAAAAGAAGUUUUUCAUGAUUGCAAACUAACGGGUAAUUCGUCUGUAAUAGAAGUAUCCGGUAAUCGUGCUCAGAUUCGAUUUAUAACCGACAGGGACAAUGAAGGACAAGGAUUCCAGAUAAACUGGAAAACAGUAAAAGUUCCAGUAUGCACUCCGCCUUCUGCACCCCUUUCGGGAGGUUUCGAUCCUAUUGAACAAGCUUUAUGGAGAGUAGGAACAGUGGUGGUAUAUCGGUGUGACGAAUAUUUUCUCAUGGAAGGACAAGCAAUUGUUCAAUGUAAAGCGAACCGUAAAUGGUCUCAUCCACGCCCAUUGUGCAAAGCUGAGUGUGCACCAGUUCCCAACGACUAUUUUCAAAGGAUGCCAGAUUUUUGUACGAAGGCUGACGGAUCACCGAAGUUUGUUAACGUUGGAAAAUGUUCCAAGAACAAAUGUAAAAGCAAAAAGAAAAUAGGUUUGGACAAAGCGAAUUGCUGCGAAGCCGUCGAAACUGAAACUACAAAUGUUGACUGUGGAUCAUUUUACGUUCCUAUCACAAAGACCAUCCGAUGCGAAUGCGGUGAAUGUGUUGAAGAUGAAUUGAUAAUUAGUGGAAUUGUUGCUGGCGGAAACAACGAGGAGGCUGUAAUAAACGGAUCUGUGAAAUAUCUUGAUGAAGUAGUUGCAACUACAGAUGAGUCAGGGCAAUUUCUGUUUUCAUUGAAAACAUCAAAAACAAAGAUUUCUUUAACGUUUUUGGAUUAUUCAACUCGAAAAUUUUUACCUAAGACUCAGAUUAUAGAAAUAUCCCCUGGUCAACAAAAAUUUGUCAAAGUACAAAUGAAGAAAAAACCUCCAGUAGUAUAUUUGAAAUCUAAUGUAGAAUCGAAAAUAGAUCUUAAAUCUGGAUCACCAGACGAUUAUGAAGAAAAUAUUCAACCGUUGGUGGGAGAAGUGGUAAUUGCACCGGGUUCUAUAAAAGAUGGAAAUGGAAAUGUUUACGAAGGAGAGGUCGAAAUGUACGCUCAUUUAGUCGAUAAUGGAAAUCCUGAAUCUUGGAAAGAAGCACCAGGUCCCUUCAUGGCGGCAUCAAACGAGGACGAAGAUGAAUUGGAAGCUUUAGAAAAUUAUGGGAUUUUUCAGUUUCAAAUCAACAGUCCUGAACAUGAACCAUUAGAAGUUGAAAAUAUGGAAAUAAAGAUAAAUGUGUCACAUGUUGAAAAAGAGCAACUUGAUAAAUUAGGAAUGUAUUAUUUCGAUAAUGCAAAAGGAGUGUGGCAAGAGGACGCUCCAAUGUUGAUUUAUCACGAUGAAAGUGCCAGAGAUGAAAAGUCCACAUUUUUGAUCGGAAACAUUAACGUGACGGUCGACAGAAUUUGGAGUUUAAAUGCAGUAGUGAAUGAAUAUUGCUACGCCAAAGUUCGAACAUAUGCAUCGUCAAAUUUUGACCACCGUGAUCAAAUGGACGGAGUGUCAGUUCGUGCUGUAUACAUGGGAGAUGAUGGCAGAUGGAAAGGAUUUUCAUCCGAAAUGACAAUGGACGGAAGUGGAGCCUGCAUCAUGGUACCAUGUACUGGGAAAUCACGCGAAUUGCGCCUCAUCCAUGUUACUGCUACGGAUAAUGAUGCUAAAGAAUUAUGGGCUGUUUCUUCCAAACCCUUCAGACCAAAAAACGCAGGAUUCAGUAAAUACAUCAGCAACGUCCUAAAAUAUAGACGACGUGAUCACGAUGAUAGGAAGCUAGAUAAAACAUCUUUUAAUAUCACAAUAGCAAAAAACUUUGAUUCCAGGGAUCGUUGGUACGGGCCAAUAUACGCGUCAUCAUCAGCCGAGAGAUGCUUUCUAGCGCCACCUACUGAUGACCAUUUCAGGUUUUAUAAACAAACUGAAGGGAUUCGAGGAAAGUCCGCUAUAACUACAGAGUAUAAUGCGAUACCUUCUGAUGGUGAUUCUGAAGAUCCAAGAUAUUGGGGAGAAUAUGAUAAUUAUAAUCAAGUGUGCUUCAUCAAGGUAGCCACCCGUGGUUCGCGGAGAAUACUAAUGCGAGCAACAAGCAGUGGAGGUAUACAUCCUAACGUAACCGGGCAGUUAUACGGCUUUCGUCAAAAAUUUGUAAGUGGUGGGGAGGAUAUGUCAUCAGCAUGUAUUGAAUUUAAAUGUCCGAGAUAUUUUCAAGACGGAAUUUUGGAACAACCGCUGAUUUCACUUAACAGUCCCGAUGGAAAUUGCCAGCUUGAAGAUGUUAACCCUCUACUUCAAUAUUACAUUACAUUUAUGAAUCCAGAUUUUGAACAUUCCCAAAUAGGAGAUGUCAGUUUUAAAAUGAUGUCUCCCACUAGUUCAUUGGGAUCUGACUUUGGAAUUUAUGUUUCGAAAAUGGCAAGUAUAGACGACGCAAAAUCGAAGGCGCUGAACCAGUGCAGUGAAGGAUCAACUUUCCAACCGCAUACAAAACCAUUCAAACAUGAUGCAGGAAUAGCAAUAACUUUUAAUUGUUAGUUACAGUCCACGUUUAUAUGAGAUUCGCUUACAAUAGUAUUUUAGAAAAAAUAUUUUAUCUUUUCUUCUAUAAAGCCAGCUCAAUUAGGCAAAAAAGUUUAUAAAACUCCGA